Cornus florida is the source of this 2133-nucleotide messenger RNA. Its product is annotated as probable polyol transporter 4. Lineage: Eukaryota; Viridiplantae; Streptophyta; Magnoliopsida; Cornales; Cornaceae. Gene Ontology annotation, molecular function: carbohydrate transmembrane transporter activity. The record is from RefSeq and is a predicted model, not a curated record. The transcript has 2 exons. Gene Ontology annotation, cellular component: membrane. The coding region runs from base 181 to 1776 and encodes 531 amino acids. Gene Ontology annotation, biological process: transmembrane transport.
UGCUCACAUGACAAAAAAAAAAAGGGGUCCCACUUGUUCAAGUCUCCUUCUCUUUCAGAUCUGAACCCAAUUCCUGGGUUUUGCUUUGAAUUUUAAGGUUCAAAUCCCCGUAGGAUUUCUGGGUCUGCUGUAUUUUUCUGGGUUUUGGUUGAAUACAGGCAUAGAUCAGAGAAAAGAGAGAUGGGGUUGAUGGGUAUCCAAGAAAAUGGGAGUGGUGAGAUGGGUUUGUCUGGUGUUUCUUUGGGAAGUAAGAACAAGUACAAGAGGAUGGAUUCUGAGCUCACAGAGGAUGGUGGUGAUGAUUCUUCACAACAUCAUCAUGAGCAGAAAAGGAGCAGAAGCAACAGUACCAAGAAAUAUGUUUUUGCUUGUGCUGUUUUUGCAUCCCUAAAUUCUGUUCUUCUUGGCUAUGAUGUGGGUGUUAUGAGUGGAGCAGUGCUAUUCAUCCAAGAAGAUCUGAAGAUAACAGAGGUGCAAGUGGAAAUUCUUGUUGGUUCUUUGAGCGUCAUCUCUCUUUUUGGUAGUUUAGCAGGUGGAAGAACAUCUGAUGCCAUCGGUAGAAAAUGGACAAUGGGAUUAGCUGCAAUUAUCUUUCAAACAGGUGCAGCUAUAAUGACUCUUGCUCCUUCAUUCGAAAUACUAAUGGUAGGAAGACUGUUGGCUGGGAUUGGGAUUGGCUUUGGAGUCAUGAUUGCCCCUGUCUACAUAGUUGAGAUAUCACCAACCAUUGCUAGAGGCUCCCUCACUUCAUUCCCAGAGAUCUUCAUAAAUAUUGGAAUCCUACUUGGUUAUGUCUCUAAUUAUGCAUUUUCAGGUCUUCCAGCACACACUAACUGGAGGAUAAUGCUUGCCGUGGGAGUUCUGCCCUCAGUCUUUAUUGCUUUUGCUCUGUGCAUAAUCCCCGAGUCACCAAGGUGGUUGGUCAUGCAGAACCGAGUGGAAGAAGCAAGAUCAGUGCUUUUGAAAACAAAUGAGAGUGAGGCAGAGGUGGAGGAGAGACUUGCAGAAAUACAAAUGGCUGCUGGAAAUACUACUGGAGAAAAGUACGAAGAGAAGGCUGUCUGGCGUGAGCUGUUGACUCCUUCUCCUGCAAUUCGCCGGAUGCUGGUCACUGGAUUUGGAAUCCAGUGUUUCCAGCAGAUUACAGGUAUUGAUGCUACGGUGUAUUACAGCCCCGAGAUUUUUAAAGAUGCUGGUAUUAAGGGCAACUCGACGCUUCUUGCUGCAACUGUUGCUGUGGGAGUUGCAAAGACUGUAUUCAUAUUGGUUGCUAUUUUUCUCAUUGACAAAGUUGGAAGAAAGCCACUGCUUUAUGUAAGCACAAUUGGCAUGACUGUGUGUUUGUUUAGUUUAGGUCUUUCACUGUCUUUACUGAGGGAAGGACCUGCUGGGAUUGGAUUGGUAGUAUUGUCAGUUUGUGGAAAUGUAGCUUUCUUUUCUGUUGGAAUUGGUCCGGUUUGCUGGGUUCUGACAUCCGAAAUCUUCCCUUUAAGGUUACGUGCUCAAGCAACAGCACUUGGGGCAGUGGGUAACAGAGUGUGCAGUGGCUUAGUUGCUAUGUCUUUUCUCUCUGUUUCUCGUGCAAUUACAGUGGCUGGAACCUUCUUCAUUUUUUCUGCAAUUUCAGCCCUUUCAGUUGCUUUUGUAUACGCAUUUGUUCCAGAAACAAAAGGAAAGUCUUUGGAGCAGAUUGAGUUGCUGUUUCAAAAUGAAUACGAGUGGCAAGGGAGUGAAGUGGAACUUGGAGAUGUUGAGCAUUUAGUGCAGAAACAAUAAGUCUCUGGUGGCUCAAUCCCAGACAUGAUGUACCUAUAGCUUUCUCACUGGCUUGAAAGACGAUGAGAAUAUAUGUGAUGUUUUUGUAAUAUUUAUACCAUUGUCCUUAGCUUGAACUAUCCCGGAGUUUCCUGUGCUCCGAUUUGAAGAGGAACUGUUGCCGGCAACUAUUGGCAGCAUCUAUGAUAAAAACAAAGUGAGCUUCCUUCAGCUGCAAGCUAUAGGAGAGCAUGUAGCAUGUUAUUUGAGUGUAUUUUAUGACAAUCACAAGUAUACAUGAACUUGUAUGAAGAAAAUGAGAUGUACAUUUAUUCCGCAAAAAAAAUCAAUAAAAGCAAAUGAAUUUAAUUGCAAACA